AUUUCCACAUUGCUCGCGAAUGCAGUAUCAUGAUAGCCAAGGUUUAGUGGGCUUCAGCAUAGUUUCAAUGUUACUCCCAACAGAUGGCAGAGUUAGAAAUGGGUAUAUAUAUACCAUCCCCACUUCAAACCACACAACAGACUGUAAACCAUGGCCACAGUUUCGAACGGCAACGAGUACGAUUUCAUCAUCGUUGGCGGUGGCACCGCUGGCAAUGCGGUCGCUGGCCGUCUGGCUGAAAACCCGAACGUCCGUGUUCUCAUCGUCGAAGCUGGUAUUCCCAACCCAGACCAAGUCGAUGAAAUUACUACCCCCACCAAAGCCUUCGGGCUUCGAGGAAGCAAACACGACUGGGCCUACAAGUCGACCAUGAUCAAGCGCGACGACUACGAACGAAUCGAGAAACCAAACACGCGCGGAAAAGUGCUUGGUGGAAGCUCCUGUGCCAACUAUUUCACCUGGAUCCCCGGUUCCAAGCCCACGUUCGACGACUGGGAGGAGUUUGGCGGUUCAACCUGGAACUGGGACAGUUGCGUCGACUACCUUCGCAAGUGUGCAACCUAUCACGACGACGAGAAGCUGUACCCAGCCGAGCUAAGCAAGAUUGGCACCGGAGGCCCUGUGCAGAUUUCUCAUGCCGAGCUGGUUCCGGAGAUGCAGCCUUUCCGCGACGCACUCACCAAGGCGUGGACCUCCAAGGGCGAACCCCUGACCGAAGACAUUUACGAGGGUGAGAUGAGGGGUCUCACCCACUGCGUGGAUACCAUCUACAACGGUCAACGCCAGGGUAGCUUCUUGUAUCUGAAGAACAAGCCCAAUGUGACAAUUGUCUAUGGCGUCUAUUCGAAGGAGCUCAUCAUCGACUCGGCUACAAACACCUGCACUGGUGUGACCAUUUUCAACGAAGCCCUGAAUACGGAGAUCAGUGUCUACGCCAGUCGGGAGGUGAUCCUGUCCCAGGGUGUGUUUGAGACCCCCAAGCUGCUCAUGCUCAGUGGCGUUGGUCCGGCAGCUGAGUUGGCUCGACACGGCAUUGACGUCAAGGUGGACUCCCCUCACGUUGGCCAGCACCUUCUGGACCACCCGAUCGUGCCAUUUGUGCUUCAGAUCAAGGAUGGAUACGCCUUGGAUGAUCACAUCCUUCGAGCCGGCCCACUUAACGACAAGGCUGUGGCUGCCUACAAGCGUGACAAGAGCGGCCUCAUCGGUUCUGGGCUGUUGGAACUUGUUGGGUUUCCUCGCAUUGAUGAACGCUUAGAGAACCAUGAGGCUUAUCGCGCGGCCAAGGCUGCCAAUGGUGGCCAGGAUCCUUUUGGCCCUGCUGGUCAGCCCCACUUCGAGCUUGACUUUGUCGGCAUGUUCAGCACUGCCUUCCAGUGGCACUACCCGGUUCCUGAGGCGGGCAGCUACAUGACCGUUAUUGUUGACCUGUUGCGCCCUCUGUCCGAGGGUGAGGUUACUCUGAACAGUUCCAACGCUCUGGUGCAACCCAAUAUCAACCUCAACUUCUUCGGCAACGACCUUGAUAUCCUGGCGAUGCGCGAGGGUGUUCGCUGGACUUACGAUGUUUUGACCACCGGUGCGGGCUUCAAAGACAUCGUUGUCGCAGAGUACCCUUGGAAGAUGCCUCUCCAUUCCGACGAGGAGAUGGACAGGGCCGUGUUGGACAGAAGCCAGACUGGAUACCACCCUUGCGGAACUGCGCGUCUCUCCAAAAGUAUCCACCAGGGUGUGGUUGACUCCAAGCUGCGCGUGCAUGGGGUGAAGAAUCUUCGAAUUGCAGACGCUUCCGUCAUUCCAGUCAUUCCCGAUUGCCGUAUUCAGAACUCGGUCUAUAUGAUUGGCGAGAAGGGUGCUGAUAUUAUCAAGGCUGCUCACAAGGAUCUCUAUGAGGCAAAAAAUGUUCCUUACUUUAUUUCCAGCAGGCUGUGAUCCAGGUCUUCUCUUGUUAUCGGGAUCAAGAUUGUACGCCUAUACGAAGAUAACUAGAGUGUUGCAACUAGCUAGAAUGCUAGUAAUAGCUUGCUCUUACUUACAGCAGAAAAAGUCAUAUCCAAAUAGCUCCUUUAGGUUUAG
This is a messenger RNA of Phialemonium atrogriseum, 2076 nucleotides long. RefSeq names its product oxygen-dependent choline dehydrogenase. The transcript is spliced from 4 exons. The record is from RefSeq and is a predicted model, not a curated record. Bases 151 to 1932 code for a protein of 593 amino acids. NCBI's taxonomy places the organism in Eukaryota, Fungi, Ascomycota, Sordariomycetes, Cephalothecales, Cephalothecaceae. Gene Ontology annotation, molecular function: flavin adenine dinucleotide binding; oxidoreductase activity, acting on CH-OH group of donors.